Olea europaea var. sylvestris is the source of this 1200-nucleotide messenger RNA. RefSeq lists its product as uncharacterized. Bases 227 to 859 code for a protein of 210 amino acids. NCBI's taxonomy places the organism in Eukaryota, Viridiplantae, Streptophyta, Magnoliopsida, Lamiales, Oleaceae. The transcript has 4 exons. The record is from RefSeq and is a predicted model, not a curated record.
GGUUCUACAACACCAUAUAUACGUAAUGUGCCCUGUUUCGCUCUGACCUAUUCUCCUCCACCACCUCUGUUCCAUUCCUUCUCUCUCUUCCUUUCUCUCUCUAAACACAAACUUACAUUUACCUCCAUACACACGCACACCUAUUCUUCCAGGGUUUCCAGUUUUUAUAGUAAAAUUUCUUAAACUGACAAAGACAGCUGAAGGUGUUCAUGUGGUGGUGCUUCUGAUGGAGACGGCGCCCAUAAAAUCACAGCCAUUGCACAACUUCUCUUUGCCCCAACUCAAAUGGGCUCACAAGAGCUCCAACUCGCAACACCAUCGCUUCCGCCGCCGCGAUUUCCCCGACAACCGCUACCCUGAUCCUGAUUCCUGCUCCGAGAGCCGAGCCGUUAAGACUAGAGCAGAACAGCUUUCCACUAUUCCGAAAAGUCCACCACAAAGUGGUGUCGUUUGUGCCGAUGAGGAGGAGAAUUGGGGGGGCAAGCCGUGGUAUUUGCGGCCGAGGAAGGAGGUCAAGGCGGCGGUCAAGAAAGAAACAACAGUUGAAAAUAGCAGAAUCAAUAGCACUGCUAGUGCUGUAAGGUCAAACAGGCUGAGGGGAUGGGCGGAAGGAGGGCAGCAGAAUGAAGGCGUGGGUAUUGGCUUUGGUGUGGAAAGGAAGGAGAAGAUGAGGAUUUGGGUUUCGUUGUCAAGGGAGGAGAUCGAAGAGGAUGUUUACGCCUUAACUGGGUCGAAACCUGCUCGCAGACCCAAGAAGAGAUCCAAAAACAUUCAGAAACAACUCGAUGGUGUAUUUCCUGGAUUAUAUUUGGUGGGGCUUACAACUGAUUCAUACAGGGUUCAUGAUGCUUUUAAGUAGAUUGAAGAAGGUUGAUGAAACCAGAUUCUUGAUCCUAAGAGGUGGUUUUAAUUCUGGGAUGGAGGCUGGAAGAAUCAGAUGCUGUGCUCCAACACCUUGGUUGAGGUAUAUACUGAAUUAUGUAAACGAUGGUUUGGGUAUUUUUGCAAUAGCUAGAUAGCCGCUAGAAUAUUACUUUUUGUUUGCAGCUCAUUUCAGGGAAUCAAAUAGAAUUUUGGGUUUUAACAUGUUAUUAUCUCUUACUGGUCGUGUUUAAGAUGUAAACAAUGAAAGUUAGCACAAAUGAAUAGAAUUGGAUGAUGCAAUUUCCUAGUUUUUACAUUUCAGGGAUUGAAUUAUCU